Molecule: messenger RNA, 3638 nt
Organism: Spodoptera exigua (beet armyworm)
Lineage: Eukaryota; Metazoa; Arthropoda; Insecta; Lepidoptera; Noctuidae
Source: the annotation of a GenBank genome assembly
CUGCCUUGGACACGCACGGACUAACUAUUAAAUUUGGACUUGAUGCUCAUUCCCUUUUAAAUUGUUCAAGCGACGGACGCCUGAAUCUAUUUAGUGCGAAAUUUUAUUUAAACUAUACUGCAAAAGUUUCUUUUAUUCUAUACUUAUAUCUUUUUAAUAAAGUGGCAUCGUAAUUAAAUUGUAGAUAUGUCGCACCCCUCUAUCUAUUAGUCGUGUUAACAAAAUUCCUUUAAUUGAAGUUCGUGUUAAGUCGGUAUCGUGACCCAACCUUCUAACAAUUACUUUGAUACCGAUCUAUACUAUUUGUCGACGAGUCGUAAUGACUGUAUUUAUUUUGAAGACAUCGUCGUGGUGAAAAAGAGUGGAUGGUAAAAUGAAAUGACUUCUGUGUCCGACAGUCGCGUGUGUUUGUAAAAACCAUGAGUCCAGUAUUCACCAUCCAUAAAAUAGGUUUAAACAGUAUGGGUUCGGUGGCAAAUGAAGAUAAUACUAACAGCAACUGGAUGCAGAGACAAUUCUCCAGAGUAACUCGAAACCUUCGGUAUCGCAUUAGCGGAGAAGGUCACUCAAAAACACCUGAUUGGUUCCUAGAUAAGUUUGCAGCGCAGACAUUCACUGAUCCAGAAGAGCCCUUGUACCAAGCUAAGCGGUCCAAACUAUUAUGUGGAUUAAAACUUGCAUUCGACCCCACUCUCCCGGGGCAUUACCAUUGGCUGGCGGUGGUGUCACUGGCCAUUUUGUACAACAUGGUUUUUGUCAUUGGGCGGGCUGUCUUCUGGGAGUUGGAUAAACUAACAGUUGUGUGGUUUGUGCUGGACUACCUAUGUGAUGCCAUAUAUGUGUUUGAUACUAUCGUGCACAUCCAUGAAGGUUACCUUGAACAAGGCCUUAUGGUAAAGGAUCCAAAAAUGCUCAGAAAACACUAUUUAAAAUCAGUAUCAUGGCGAUACGACUUAAUAUCAUUAUUGCCUACUGACUUAGCCUACUACUGGUGGAUUCCUGGAACUUGUGAUGCUAACCGUUUGCCGUGCCCUGUUAUUGUACGACUCAAUCGACUAUUUCGCCUGCCUCGAAUGUGGGAGUGGUUUGAUCGCACUGAGACUGCCACUAGCUAUCCAAACGCGUUCAGGAUUUGUAAGGUUGUUAUGGCGAUUCUGGUCCUCAUUCAUUGGAAUGCAUGUUUGUACUUUGCUAUAAGCUAUGCUAUUGGAUUUGGGACAGACAAUUGGGUUUACAAUAUCACGGGAGCUCGCAAUGAGACAUUAGCACAUCAGUACAUUUACAGUUUCUAUUGGUCCACCCUGACCCUGACUACUAUCGGAGAAACCCCGCAGCCAGAAAUUGAUGCUGAAUAUUUAUUUGUUGUUGGGGACUUCUUAGCUGGUGUAUUGAUUUUUGCUACUAUUGUGGGAAAUAUUGGGUCAAUGAUUUCGAACAUGAAUGUUGCUAGGGUGGAGUUUCAAAAUAAAAUGGAUGGUGUAAAACAAUACAUGGCUUUUAGAAAAGUUAGCGGUGAACUUGAAGCCCGAGUGAUUCGUUGGUUUGCUUACACUUGGGCUCAAAGUGGAGCAUUAGAUGAAGAAAAUGUUUUAUCAUCUUUGCCAGAUAAGCUUAAAGCGGAAAUCGCAAUACGCGUUCACUUGGACACUUUGCGUAAAGUGAGAAUAUUUCAAGAUUGUGAACCUGGUUUGCUUGAAGCACUAGUGCUGAAACUUAAACUCCAAGUCUUUAGUCCUGGGGAUUAUAUUUGCCGCAAAGGAGAUGUUGGGAAAGAAAUGUAUAUUGUUAAACGUGGUAGACUUCAAGUAGUGGCUGACGAUGGAAAAACUGUGUUAGCUACUUUGAGCGCUGGCUCUGUCUUUGGAGAAGUGAGUGUUCUUGAAAUAGCAGGUAAUCGUACCGGUAAUAGGAGGACGGCUAAUGUGAGAGCCUUGGGCUAUUCAGACUUGUUUUGCUUGGCAAAAAGAGAUCUUUGGGAAGCACUUGCUGACUAUCCAGAUGCCAGAGCAACACUCACUGAACGUGGAUGUCAGUUAUUAAGGAAGGAUGGAUUGCUUGAUGAAGCCGUUUUCGAAAACGCACAAACAACACAACAGAGCAUGGAGGAAACUGUUCAAAAACUGGAAACUACCGUUGAUAUGUUGAAUAAUCGUUUGCAAGGACUACUCACUGACGUCGGAGAAGAACAGGCUAAAAUAAAACAAAGAAUUAGUAAGAUAGAGCUAAGGUUUAUGGAUACGGAAGACGAAGAUACUGAUUCUGACGACUUGACAUCGUUGGCAGCGUCCGAUUUGAGGAGUGAUAUUGGUGGUUACAGUGAGUUACCGAUGAUAUCGGCUUACAACACCUCCAUGAAUCUGCUGAAUCAUCCUAUACCAGUGCGAGAACGUGGCCACUCGCUAAGUGUUGAGAGGUCAUCUGGCUUGCUGAAUCGGGUUCCGGAGCCACGUAGCAAAUCUCUUCGUUUGAAACGAAUCCACAAAGACAGUUCUAAAUAAAACAAAUCUAUUUUUAAGUAUUUAUCGGUAGAGAAUGUUCAUGAGUUUCUAAGGAAUAGUUAUAACCAUAAUGAGGUGAAAUGUCCAAAAUUAUAAAAUGUGAUUAUUUUUGAUACCGCCAGUGGGGUUUAUAUUGUUAUACAUUUUGAUAGUGAAACCCAAAUCCAGAGGAUUAACCUAAAAUUGCAUUUCUUGUAACAUAUACAAUAAAUUUCAUUUAUAUUAUUAUCACUGUGUAAAAAAUGGUUACUGUGGAACAAUCUAGAAACGAGUGUCAAUGGAAAGUGGCUUUACAGAUAUCAAAUAUUAAUAUAUAAGCACGAACAUUUUUGUGUUCUAAGAUUAAUUUAAAUAUGAUAUGUUUUACUCGAUUUACAUUUAUGUAUUAUAUAUUUUUAACUCUACUCGUAAUUUAGAUUUUAGAAAAUAUCACAAUUUAUUCAUAAUAUCAAUUAAGAUUUCGAAUAUUUUAGUUUUAAGGGAUGCCAUAUGUAGGUUAGAUAGUUGCCUACUUAAAUAAUUUUAUGAGCUAAUUAGUACUUUGUGUCAACACGUUGUAUUGUUGGCAAAUAUUAAGUACACUUAUGUAACUAUCUAUUAACCGUUUAUUUUGUAUACGUUUUGUAACUGUACAUUUCGUGAUAAUAACAUGUCAUGGAAAUCUCGUCUCAAUUGUUUAUAAAAACGAAACAACAGUCAUAUAAGAUUUUAUUGCUUAAUAACAUAGUAGCUACCCGAUAUACCUAAUGAAGCUUUAUUUUUGAUCUAUAUGGACAAGUCACGCAUUUUAUCACAAAUUUGAUUAACCCAAUCGAGUGCCUCUCAACAGAUAUCAACGUUAUUAGUCUAUACAUAUUUGUGGAUUUGUCAUCGAUGUAUUUAUUUGGUAAAUAAUAAACUUAUAUUUUAAUCAAAUAAAUAUGUACGUUUAGCUCGCAAUCAUUUAUAUUGUCCAUUAGCUGCUAUUAAAUAAGAUACCUCUGAUGAUAUUAUAAGAACUAAUUUUUUAUAAAUUGCGUAACAGUAAUUACCAAAACUUUGUUGAUAUUUCAAGACUCGUAAGAAUUGUAGGGUUUUAAAAUUUAAAUAAUAAAAAUUGUUAAGAGUGUAACCAAUUUUUUUUAUAAAUACUAUGAACAA